GGCGGUCGCUCGCUCUCUUUGUCUCUCGUUACCACUAAUACGAAGAGGAAAAGGCCCCUGGAUGUGAUAAAAAUAAUAAAAAUAUCCGACCAAUGGCGUUCCGCGCUGCUUCAGCUCUUUAAGCCAUUCCCAUGACCGGGGCGGGAGUUUAUCUCCUCCCACUCUCCUCCUCCUCCUCCUCCUCCUCCCCCUCUCUCCGGUUCCCGUCACCGCCCGCUUACCCUCUCUCCAGAGCUCCGACAGGACGAGGCAAGGGAAGCAUCCGGACCUCUGGCUUCGCCGAUCUCCGACGAGCGGAGCCCCUGCGCCGACGAUGGCGAUCGGCCGGCGUCGCUCGAGGCGGCGGCGCCGACGUGAAGUCGGAGCCGCUGGAUGUUUCGGACUCGGUGCCGGCUUCGAUAAAGCUUUCGGACGUUGCCAGCGAGCGGGUGUCGCCGCCGCCGCUGCCGCUUGAGGAGUUGGAUACUCAUACUUGGGGGGGGCAAUGGCUUUCCUUGUUGAGUUCCGAGUUGGAUUCGUUUCCCAAGCGAUGGGUGAUCGUCUUGUUGUGCUUCUCCGCCUUCUUGCUCUGCAACAUGGACAGGGUAAAUAUGAGCAUUGCAAUUCUCCCCAUGUCAGCAGAAUUCGAUUGGAGUCCUGCCACUGUUGGUCUGAUCCAAUCAUCCUUCUUCUGGGGCUACCUUCUGACCCAGAUUGCUGGGGGUAUUUGGGCAGACACAGUUGGUGGAAAGACAGUAUUGGGAUUUGGGGUUGUUUGGUGGUCUGUUGCCACAGCCCUCACACCUGUUGCAGCAAAGAUUGGAUUGCCUUUCCUGCUAGUUGUACGAGCUUUUAUGGGAAUUGGUGAGGGUGUUGCCAUGCCUGCAAUGAAUAAUAUCCUGUCGAAAUGGAUUCCUGUAGCUGAGAGGAGUAGAUCAUUAGCUCUUGUAUAUAGUGGAAUGUACCUUGGAUCAGUAACUGGGCUGGCUUUUUCACCUUUGUUGAUUCAUACGUAUGGAUGGCCUUCUGUCUUCUUCUCCUUUGGUUCUCUUGGGACUGUUUGGUUUGCAAUUUGGUCGAGUAAGGCUUACAGCUCUCCCCUUGAAGAUCCUGGACUUAGUUCUGAAGAAAAAAAUCUUAUCACCAGUAAGAGUGUAGCAAGAGAACCUGUCACAACAAUACCAUGGAGACUCAUCUUAUCCAAAGGACCUGUUUGGGCUCUUAUUGUUUCCCAUUUUUGUCAUAAUUGGGGGACUUUUAUUCUUCUUACAUGGAUGCCUACAUACUAUAACCAGGUAUUGAAGUUCAAUCUGACAGACUCUGGGCUUUUAUGUGUGCUUCCAUGGCUUACAAUGGCACUUUCAGCAAAUAUUGGUGGAUGGAUUGCAGAUACACUUGUGAGUAAAGGUCUAUCUGUCACAACGGUCCGUAAGAUCAUGCAAUCUAUUGGAUUCCUUGGACCUGCUUUCUUCUUGACCCAGUUAAGUCAUGUCCAUUCUCCUGCAAUGGCAGUACUCUGUAUGGCAUGCAGCCAGGGAACUGACGCAUUUUCACAGUCUGGUCUGUACUCUAACCAUCAAGACAUUGGCCCUCGCUAUGCUGGUGUGCUGCUUGGUCUCUCUAACACCGCAGGGGUUUUAGCUGGUGUUUUUGGAACGGCAGCCACAGGCUACAUAUUGCAACAUGGUUCUUGGGAUGAUGUUUUCAAAGUGUCGGUGACGCUUUACCUUGCUGGAACUGUGGUCUGGAACCUCUUCUCAACUGGAGAGAAAAUCCUUGAUUGAUAGCAUGUGCAGGCAUAUUGAAGUCCAUCCCCCUGAAACAGAGUUCUAAUUUGAAGAGUACCAGCUGAUACAUCGGUUUCAAUCCUCAACACUUCACAAAGCUAUGAAGCUAUCACUCAUUCUUCGAUGGCAAAAGCAUGUUAAUUUCCAGCAUACCCUUUGUUUAGGAGCUUCUUGUAUAACUUACAGAAAUCCCUGGCCUAAUUAUUCAGCUGUUCAUGUUAGAGACAACAUUAUGGAAGCAUUGGUCCUUAGGCUUGUCUCCUUCACAAAUAUGUAGAUUUACCCCAUAUAUAUAUAUAUAUAUAUAUAUAUAUAUACCAAUUUUGUCAUGUAUUCUGUAUAUCAAUACUUAUAUUACUUUGUAAAUGUAGCUGUAUAAAUUACCUACUACUGUAAUUUUAGACAUGCUGUUGUGCAACGGAUGAAAGCAGGCUGCUAUUACCCCUCCUGCUGCCUAUCUUCUUUAUUCA
Messenger RNA from Ananas comosus (pineapple), 2236 nucleotides. Its product is annotated as probable anion transporter 1, chloroplastic. The coding region runs from base 132 to 1763 and encodes 543 amino acids. Lineage: Eukaryota; Viridiplantae; Streptophyta; Magnoliopsida; Poales; Bromeliaceae. Gene Ontology annotation, biological process: transmembrane transport. The record is from RefSeq and is a predicted model, not a curated record. The transcript is spliced from 10 exons. Gene Ontology annotation, molecular function: transmembrane transporter activity.